Messenger RNA from Conger conger (European conger), 6806 nucleotides. It is a transcript of the gene lmo7a, whose product is annotated as LIM domain 7a. The record is from RefSeq and is a predicted model, not a curated record. The coding region runs from base 196 to 6063 and encodes 1955 amino acids. Gene Ontology annotation, biological process: regulation of signaling; regulation of cell adhesion. Gene Ontology annotation, molecular function: protein binding. The transcript is spliced from 35 exons. NCBI's taxonomy places the organism in Eukaryota, Metazoa, Chordata, Actinopteri, Anguilliformes, Congridae.
UCAGAGACUUACCGUGGUUUCGCAAAACUUGCAGCACCCAACUUUUACGGCGGCGUUGAUGGUGGCGAAGUCUGAAUUUGAUUUUUUUUCUUAACAGUUCUCUUUUGUUUUCCGCUGUACUUUGCUGCUGCACGCUUUCAUCUGAAGUUGGCUGGAAAAGGACGAAAAAGCGCAAAUUGUUUGCAUGAUCCCAGGAUGGAGUGGCGAGAACAGUCGACCCUCAGCUGCGAGGACGCCUUUCUGGAAGCGCAGAGAUGGGUAGAGGAGGUGACCAAGAAGCGCUUCGGGAGCAAAACCUUCCGCUCGGCGCUGGAGACCGGAGUCCUGCUGUGCGAUCUGAUCAACAGGCUCAAGCCGGGGAUUGUGAAGAGGGUCAACAGGUUGUCCACUCCCAUCGCUGGCUUGGACAACGUCAACGUCUUCCUGAAGGCCUGUGGGAAGCUGGGAUUAAAAGAAGCGCAGCUCUUCCACCCGGGAGACCUGCAGGACCUGUCCUCUCGCGUAACCGUCAAACCAGAAGAAACCAACAGGAGACUGAAGAAUGUUUUAAUAACCAUCUACUGGCUCGGUAGAAAGGCACAGGCUGACCCCAUCUAUAAUGGACCUUACCUAAACCUGCGAGCAUUCGAAGGGUUACUCGGUCUCGCGCUUUCCAAGGCUCUCGAGGAUUCGGCCGUCCCCAGGGUGAACGUGAGAGACAGCGGCUUCAGCGACAGCUGGUACACAGACAAAGAGGAGCCCUAUCCACUGCAGCCCAGCCACAGGAGAGAGGACUCGCUGGACAGCUUAGACUCUGUGGAGUCAAGGACACUGAGCAUCUGUUCGGACAGGACUCUGCAAGGCAGCAGCGAAGGUUGCGGGAGUGACGCGGAGGCGGAUCUGGGACUCAGGAUGUCGGAGAGCAAGGACAGCCUGCACUACCGGCGCUCCCUGGUGGUGGAGCCCAAGGCGGCGGCGCAGUUCAACCAGUUCCUCCCCACCAAGGACAAGCCCUCGUCGGGCUACGUGCCCGCGCCCCUGCGCAAGAAACGGGCCGAGCGCAUGGAGGACAACCGCCGCAGCUGGGCCAGCCCCAUGUACACCGAGGACGACGGCACCUUCACCAGCGGCGACGGGCCGGCCCCGGACCCCGCCCCUCAGAACGGCGUUCCCCGCGGGCCCUCGCCGCGCGGGUUCGAGAGCGGCAGCGACUCGGACGCGGACCGGCCCGACCCGGACCUGGUGCUGGACGACCUCGCCGGCCGCCGCUUCAGGAGCCCCUCCCCCGCCGCCCCGCCCAACUUCGCCGUGCCCCUGAGCCCGCUGGAGGCGGCACGCGUCCCAGCAUGCACCUGUUCGCUGGCGGCUGUCGCUAACGAUCCGCUUCCCGCCGCGGCGGCCCCCCUCAGCGGCGUGACUCCGCCCCGGGCGCCGGAGGGGCGGGGCCUCCCGGGGGGAGAGGCGGGGUGCGAGGACUCGGACUCCGACUCGGAGGCGGGGUACGCUGACCCGGUUCAGGACGACCUUUACCUGCGCAAGGUGGGGGCCACCCUCCAGCCCUCCGCCGGCGAGCUGUACGAGGCCUUCCUGCCCCGGCUCUGGACCCCCGACGAGGACCUGCACCUGCAGAACGCGCGCGUCGGAUCCCGCCGUAGACCCUGGUACCGCAAGAUCCAGGGCUUCAGCCAAUCGGCAUCAGCCUCAUCGUCCGAGGACUCAGACUGUGACAUCAUCAGUCCCUGGCUCGUGCCUUGCUCCCGCCCCCCGCUCCUGUCUGACCCGCCCCUUACCCCCCCACACGCUCCUGAAGGCUCUGCCCACCCACAGCCCCCCGGGGGUCAAAGCUCCCUCACCCCCCCGCACACCGCCUCCCCUCCCUUCACGGUCCUCCCGCACUCCAAACGCUCCCGUAAGUUCGACCCGUCGGCGGUCCCGCGGCUGGUCCGGGGCCCGGGGCAGGCCCCGCCGCGGCCCCAGGACGCCCUCCCCGACCUGGAGAACGACGACAUGUUCGCCCGCCGCACCGGCGCCUUCCACAGCUGCCCGGACCUGGGCGAAUUUGCCGAUUCGGGCGGCGGGACGGUGCCCGUGUCGUACGGCGCGGCCCAGGGGUACUCCAUCGUCACGCAGCCCCGCCGGGGCCAGCCCGUGACCCCCGACGUCCGGCGGGACGACGUGCUCUUCCGGAAAAUCAACCCCCGCCGGGCGGACCGGCCCGUCUCCGGGGGGCCGGACACCUACACCCCCGUGCCCCUCCCCGAACCGUCCGCCCUGCCCCCCAAACUCCAGGCCCGCCUGCUCUGCCCGCCCUGCCCCCCCUCACCCGACGAGGAGGCGGCCGACGAAUCGGCCAAUCCGGUGACGGAUGACAUGUCGCGACGGCGGCUGGGGGCGGGGCUUCCCAAGGGCGCGGCCCCACCGCCCGGCCCCAGCGUGCCCGCGUCCUGCAGCGAGGACGACCUGCAGAAGUGGCAGUCCAUCCGCGAGGCCAGCCGCCUGAAGCACAAGAAGAGGCUGAUGGUGGAGAGACUGCUGCAGAAGCGAUACGGUUCUGACGGGAGCAAGUCCAUGAGCGACAUUCCCAUGGACCCGGAGGUCUUGAAGCAGGUGCGUUACGAGGAGCUGCAGAAGAUUCGGGAGAAGUCCAAGGAGAACGAGGACCAGUGGCAGGAUGACCUGAGCAAGUGGAAGAAUCGACGGCGCAGCGUGAACUCCAGCAUCGUGAAGAAGAAGGAGGAGCGCGAGCAGAUCGAGCAGGUCACCAGCAGGGCCGGCAGCCCCCGCAGAUCCAGGACCUACAAGGAGAUGCAGGAGGACAGAGAGAGCAGAGGCCUCUCCUCUCCCACACACAGCCGGCGCUCCCUCUCCUCCAGUCAGGACAUCCCACCAGAGCCUGCCCCCCGACGGCCCCUGGACCGCAGCCGCACCGCGGACAGCCUGUACCCGUCCCGCAGCAGGGCUCCCCCCAGCCCGGAGCCUGAGCGCACUCCCGCCCCGAGACCCGCGCGGUCUCCGUCUCCCGCCAAACCCGCCGCCGCCCGGGCCAGUCCGGUCAGAGCCCCGGAGCCGGAGGAGAGCGACGACACUCCCGAAACCUGGACCGACCCCACGCCCAUCCUCGCCCCCGCCCCUGCUCCCGCCCCCGCCGUAAACUCCACCAAACCCACCAGCUUCACUUCCGCGAUACCUGAUCCCGAUCCCGCCGUGUCCGCCAACCUCAUCUCCCUCGCGGCCGCCAAGACCGAGGAGAGCCGGACCCCGCCCGCUGCCAAAGCCCCCAACACCCGGUUCCCCUUCCUCAGCCGACCGGCGGACGAGCCGGCUGCCGGCUCCUUCUACAAGCGCGCCUCCGCGGAGAUAAAGCCGGUGGUGGCCCCGGUCUCCGUGUCGGCCUCGCUCCCCCGGAGCUACCAGAAGCCCGCCGGCUCGCGCCUGUCCUCCGUAGUCACGCCCCGGCCCUUCGGCACCCAGGCCACGCGCAUCGCCUCGCUUCCCCGGGCGUUUGCGACGGACGACUCGCACAAGCGCUUAAACGGAGAGACGGCCUCACAGAAACCCACCGCCCCGAGCCGCUACAGCCAGUUCAUGACCGAGGAGGAGGCUCGCGCCCCGCCCAGCGAGGAGGAGGAGGACGACGACGACGAUGAGGAAGAGGAGGAGGAGGAAGAGGAAGAGGCACAGCCGGGCAAAGCCCCUGCACCCGUGUGCAGCACUGACGGCCCAAAGCCCAAACCAGAGUCGGCCCUCGACAGCGCUCCUAAAGACGAUGAUGCGCAGGAGGUGUUCUGCGACAUGAGGAUCAGCCUGAACCAAAAACCCAACAGCGGGAGAGACUUCGGCUUCCAGACCGACUGGGACUCCACCGGGGCCUUCAUCAAGUCCAUUCAGGAAGGGAGCCCGGCGGAGCUGUGCCAGCUGCAGGCGGGGGACGCGGUGUUGGCGGUGAGCGGGCAGAAGGUGUCGGACAUGAGCUACGCGGAGUGGAAGGCCAGCCUGGAGGCCGCGCUGCAGAAGGGCUGCCUCAUCAUGGACAUCCGCCGCCACGGCCGGAACACCUGGGACCAAGACCAACCUUCCCUCCCGUACAAAAGCCAUAAGACCAUCAAUCUGACCUCUAUGGAUCCAACGCUUGUAGGUUCGCCCGACAAGUGCAUCAACACCUGCCGCGAGUUCGCCCGCCAGCCCUCCGCGGAGUUCAACGCGAAAACGCCGCAGGAGUCCCGCGAACAGCCCGUCAACGACGUGGCAUCUAAAGACAUGAAUGGCGGUUUCCGUGACGACCCUGUGAUCAUGCGGAACAAAGGCUCUGAGCCCAUUUCUUUGAAAAACUUAAAAAGGAGAUCAGAGUUUUUUGAGCAGCAAGGGGGAGCUGAAUCUGCCCUAUCAGAUUUACAGGUGCCCCCCGUCAGCACCUCCUCCAACCGCUGGUCCUGGGACCUGGAUGAGGAGCGCAGGAGGCAGGAGAAGUGGCAGAAGGAUCAGGAGCGCCAACUGCAGGAGAAAUACAGGAAGGACCAGGAGAAGCUGGAUGAGGAAUGGCGUCUGGCACAGGAGGAGGCCAUGAAGCCCGUAAAACAGGAGGCAGUGGAGACGGAAACCAGGAAUCUCAGUCCUUACCCUGCAGGGGACGAACCCUCCCACCGGGAGGAAGAGGAGGAGGAGGAGGAGGAGGAGGAAGAAGAGGAGGAGGAGGAGGAAGAUGAGGAGGAGGAGCUGAAUGAGAGGAAGAGGAAGGAGACAGAGGAACAGCUCCAGCGUGAGGAAGAGGAACGACUGAGGAGAGAGGAAGAGCUGCGGUUGGAGAGGAAGAGGGAGGAGGAAGAGGAGGAGAGACGCAGGGUCGAGGAAGAGGAGGAGAAACGACGGGAGGAGGAGCUGAAGGAGAGGAGGAGGAGGGAGUUUGAGGAACAGUUCCGGCGUGAGGAGGAGGAGCGUCUCAGGAGGGAGGAACAGCUGAAGCUCCAGAGGAAGAGGGAGGAAGAGGAGGAGAGACGCAGGGUCGAGGAAGAGGAGGAGAGGAGGAGGUGCCAGAGGGCUGAGGAGGAGCGUCGCCGUGCGGAGGCGCGCAGGGAGCAGGAGAGGAUCCAGGAGCAGUGGGCGGGGGUAGAGUCCUAUGGGUUUGCCAGAAUUUAUCCAGAGAUCUCUCACUCUGACAGGGCCAAAUCUAAAUCCACUCCCGAGCUGGAUGAAGUUCCCAAAGACGAUGUCAGAGGUGUAUCCGGCAGGCAGGGCGGCAUGGCCCAGUGGCUGCUGCAGGAGGAGCUCCGCAGGAAGAGGAGCGUUAAAGAGCAGAAGAUGCAGGCCGUCUCCGAGCUGGAGGCAGAGAGGAGGAAUAUCCUCAACGCCAUGAAAUACAGAAACCCAGAGCGAGUGGUGAACAGCGGCGUGGGCGAGGCCUCGUGGAGCCGGGACUCUGUGAAGAGGGCGGGGCAGCCGCUGUCGCAGGCAGAGAGCGAGAGGCAGCUCAUCCUGCAGGAGAUGAAGAAGAAGACUGCCCUGCUGACGGACAACAGCUGGAUCCGCCAACGCAGUGCCAGCGCCAACAAGGAUCCCAGCAACCCCGCUGCCAUGAGGAGGGGGGAGUCCCUGGAUAACCUGGACUCCUGGUCGGUCGGCCCCACCUCGUACACCGGCCUCGUCCCUCCCCGCAGCUACACGCGUUCCUCCACCCUGCCCAACUCCUCUUCCUCCUCUUCCGCCUCCGCCCUGCCCACCUCUUCAUCCCUGAGGCAGAGCCCCUGGACCCAGAACUCCCAGAACCCCCCCACCGCCCCCAACCGGAACCCUCCCUCCGCCCUGAACCAGGACCCCACCUCCGAACCCAACUCCUCCUCUCUCCAGCGCAACAGGUCCGUCAGCGGGAAGAAGAUGUGCACCUUCUGCUCCAACCCUCUGGGGAAAGGAGCCGCCAUGAUCAUAGAGUCCCUGGGGCUGUGCUACCAUCUGGGCUGCUUCAAGUGCAUCGGCUGUAAGUCGGACCUGGGGGGGUCGCAGGUCGGAGCCGAGGUCAGGAUACGGAACCGACAGCUGUACUGCAACUCCUGCUACAUCCGCUGCCAAAGCGGACCGACCGCCACCAUGUGACCCGCGGAACGAGGAAGAAGCCAAACGCUAACCGCCAUCUCCGCCAACGUCGCCGGUGUGCCUUCCAGAAAUGGAUACUCUGUGUAAUGAAGGUUCUACAACUCUGCAGGUCCUGAUUUGUAUUUUCUCCACUGUCCAUUCAAUAGGGUGACAUUCAAUAGGGUUUAUAUAAAAAUGUUUAUAUGAGAAUAUUGCAAUUUUUUUUCUGUACAGAAUUUAAGGGAUGUGCCUUGAUCCGUUUGCCAAGGAUGUUUUAUUAGAAGUGAUGCACACAUAUCUAUUUUUCUUGUUGAGAAAUAUUUUCUGGGGACUUCCAGCUGGUAUGACAGAUUUCAGAGUAGCACUGUUAGAUUGUUCAUAUUAAAGUAUUUGAAUGCUAUUUUAUCAUUUCCUUUUCCCUGAGGCCUCUAAUGUCAAUCUUUUUUCCUGAUAAAGCUUGUUUGUCUUCUAAUAUAUUUCUUUGUUAUAGUCUAACGGAAAAAAAGUGCCUUUCUGUGAUGGUGAAAGUUAAUUAUGAUGAUAUACGUUAAAAUAUAUAUUUAAAGCUGAUAUGAAUGGUUAGAAAGCACUUAUUUCUUUUUCAUCGAGGUAAUUAAUUUGAUGUAUUUUGGGAGCAAAAAAGUUUUUUUUUUUGCGAAGGAACUUGUUUAUGCCACGGAAAGAGAAGGCGACAUCUUGUAUGGAACUGAAGCAAAUUGGGCUUUGUUUGUUAAUGUUUUUGUAAAUAAAAAUUAUCAAAUCUG